GUGUGUGUGUGUUAAAUGAAAGUAAUGGUGCUAGCUUUGGUUUCAGUUCACUAUCUAUAGCAGAAGUAAGUAGUAUAAUGAGUCAUGAACCAAGCUUUUUGAGCAUAUAUGAAAUAUACACUCCUGUGGAAGCAACAGCUGUAGAUGCAGGUGCAGCAAUUCAGUAAUCAAGGCCAAGAUGUGGUUGGUUGCUACUUUCCUCCUAUUGGGAAUAACACAGACACAUGCUGAAUAUCCUUCAUUGCAAGCUGUUCUGUCACAGAAGGGAUUGCAAAAAGUAUCUCACUGGGUGACUGACUGGCUUCAGGGUGAUCUGAGUACAAUUACGCUCCCAGAGAUCAAAGGGAGCAUCAGUAUUUUUGUGGGCUCUAUUCACUACUCCCUGCAUGACAUGACUAUUGUGCGCUGCGAUUUGCCAGAACCCUCUGUAUCCUUUUCAGAAGGAACAGGGUUGUCUUUCCAAUUGCAGGGACUCUCCCUUGCCAUCACUGGUCAGUGGAACACUUACUUUGGCAUCAUUCAUGAUGGUGGUUGGUUCGAUAUGGCUCUUUUUACCAUCAAUCUCAACACAUUGUUGGAGUUUGAGAACACUGAAGAGCACCUUUCCAUUACCACUGCCAUGUGUAAUGCUGAUGUAGGAGGUGUUCAAAUAAAUUUCCAUGGUGGAGCAAGUUUCCUCUUCCGGAGUUUUGUAAAAAAGUUCAGUGGAUACAUUAAAACUAUGAUCCAACAACGGAUAUGUCCACAAUUUCAGAAAGGAAUUGAAAAUAUUGACAAAUAUCUGGCUGCAAAUGAUGUCAUUAAGUUUGAUUCUUAUGUAUAUUUGAAUCUUUCGCUGACCGACUCGCCUGUUGUGUUCGACAAUGGAUUUGAAUUAAAUGUAAAGGGUGAAUUUUACAGCAUUAAGUCUCCUUCUGAGCCACCAUUUUCUCCCCACAAUUUCAAGCUGCCAUGGGAAGCAAAUUACAUGCUGUCAGUGGGUGUGUCUGAGUUCUGCAUAAACUCAGCAGCAUAUGCCUAUCUUAAAUCUGGAGUGUUGAGCAUCAACAUCACAGAUGGCAUGAUCCCCAAGGCCUCACCCAUUCACCUGAACACAAGCCAGUUUGGAUCCCUGGUUCCUCAGCUUCCCAAGAAGUAUCCAGACAUGGAGAUGGAAGUAGUGCUAUAUGCCACUGAUACCCCACUCAUUUCUUUUAAUCAAACUGUGAUUAAUGUGGAAUUGUCUGCUGCAGCCAAAUUCAGCGCUAUCAAGUCACCCACUCAUUUAAUCCCCCUCUUCACACUGGAUAUGCACUAUUCUUUUAGCGCUAAAGUCUACACCGACGGUCAGCUGCUGAAGGGUGUUUUGGAAAUGAAAAAUUUGACCGUGCAGCUUGGAUCGACAGAGAUUGAGAAAUUCGAUACCGCACCAUUUGAGAAUUUGAUGAAGACAGUAAUGAACAGCUUUGUACUUCCAAAGAUAAAUGCCCAACUGAAGGAAGGCCUUCCAUUGCCGAGUGUAAAGGGUUUCAGCUUGAAUAAAUCAGUGAUGACCAUUGAAAAUGGAUUUUUGUUUCUUGCAGCAGACAUUACUAGUCCCUUCUAGUCCCUGAAAUAAGACAUAAUGUGAUCUCUGGACGUGUAAUGAGAAAUACAGACUCCUCUGCUAUCACCAUCAUAAGGUGUAACAAUCAACUGUUACAGACGGAUUUCUUUUGAACAUGAAAUGUUAUUUCUAAAAUCAUUUGUGUAAUAAAAAUAAACUAUCAAGUAAUCAUUUCCAAACCAGCUUGCCGCACUGUAGUGCUAAUCCUAGAACAGAUAUUAUCUGAUUAUCUUAUCUAUCAAAUCAGCCGGAUUUUAUUAUUUUAAUUUUCAGUUGGUUCACUGUCAUAUCCAUUAUUCUUUUUCUAUGGUAUUUUCUGUAAGGUGGAGCAAAUAAUGUAUAAUGUAGUUAUCCAAAUGAAUUGUUACUUGCUUGCAACUCAAUUUUUCAAAGAAAUUAAAUGCAUGAAUAACGUUAAAAAGGAA
Messenger RNA from Hemibagrus wyckioides, 2010 nucleotides. RefSeq names its product BPI fold containing family C, like (gene bpifcl). Gene Ontology annotation, molecular function: lipid binding. NCBI's taxonomy places the organism in Eukaryota, Metazoa, Chordata, Actinopteri, Siluriformes, Bagridae. The transcript is spliced from 16 exons. The record is from RefSeq and is a predicted model, not a curated record. Bases 179 to 1585 code for a protein of 468 amino acids.